AUGUUAAGGGGGUUGCAGCGCAUCGGUGCAGCGCUGUGUGUCAAGGCUGUGGUAGAGGUGUUUGGCAGCGCGCUGUGGAAGGGCUGUGGAAGAGAAUCACUACGUGCUCGGGAGACAUAUGGUCAAGGCAACGAAAACCCUGAGCAACCAGACAGUGAGGACGGCCAGAUUUUUGAUCUGAUAAAAAAAUUUCUGUCUCGUGAGAUCGAGGACCAAACUGACAACGACAAUCCCGAGGAGCCAGGCAAUGUCGACGGCGAGACAGCUCACACCGACCCGGCUCCACCGGCCUUAAGCAAGCGCGGAAAUUACUUUUCCGACUGCUCUGAGAUCCACACAGCCCAAACUCUGUAUCAUACCGUGUCUAGUGGUGUGCACAAAAUAUUGCCUGUAGGUCUGACCAGCCCGAUCUCUGUAUACUGUGAUCAGACCACAGACGGGGGAGGGUGGACGGUCAUACAGAGGAGGUUUGACGGGUCUAUCGACUUUAACCGACCUUAUGACGACUAUAGGUACGGGUUUGGGUCAUCCAAUGGGGAGCAGUGGUUGGGUUUGGAGAACAUGUACCGUUUGACCAAUCAGCACACGUAUACGUUGUACGUACAGUUGGAAGAUUGGAAUAGUGUGGUCAAGUACGCCAAGUAUUCGUCAUUCUCGGUGGGGAGUAGUUCCAACUAUCGCCUCUCUGUUGGUGGGUACAGUGGGACCGCUGGGGAUGGGUUCUACUUAUCGUCUUCAUCAUUAAAGUACUACCUAUCGGGUCAGGCCUUCAGUGCUAGGGAUGUAGACCGUGAUGCCUAUAGCGGGUCCUGUGCUGGUGAUCAGAGGAACAUUGCGGGAGGUUGGUGGUACAAUAGUUGUUGUGGGUCUGCCCUGAACGGCCCGUACCUCCGCCCCUCUGACCGUACCAGUCACAGUGGCAAUGGUAUCUAUUGGGCCCCCUUUGGAGGCUCCUAUUGGCCAUAUCUGAAAAAGUCCAAAAUGAUGGUCCGUCCUGCCAACUUCAAAACGUAAGUUGCCAGACACUAACCCAGCUGACAGGUCGAGGAUUCAAAUUGUUUGAUAAAAACUGUCACCCUGCACUCACUCUGUAUCCAUUUUCUUUAAAUAGUUGACAUCUUUAAACCAACAUAUUUGGUUAUUAAUAUCUCAGUAAAGAGGAAAUAUAAUAAACAAGAAAAACG
Messenger RNA from Branchiostoma belcheri (Belcher's lancelet), 1184 nucleotides. Its product is annotated as angiopoietin-related protein 1-like. The coding region runs from base 1 to 1014 and encodes 337 amino acids. The transcript has 4 exons. Lineage: Eukaryota; Metazoa; Chordata; Leptocardii; Amphioxiformes; Branchiostomatidae. The record is from RefSeq and is a predicted model, not a curated record.